Messenger RNA from Funneliformis mosseae, 615 nucleotides. The record is from the annotation of a GenBank genome assembly. Lineage: Eukaryota; Fungi; Glomeromycota; Glomeromycetes; Glomerales; Glomeraceae.
AUGGCGCAUUCUAUUCAAAAAAAUCAUAACACGAUCGAAAAGAAAUUUAAUGUAAAAAUCUUUGACCGUGAACCAAGCCCACAAGAUCGGUGGCAAGGUUAUCAUAUUACAUUACAUUGCAAGGGAGUAAUAUCAUUUUUAAAAUGUAUUCCGGAAUCAAUUGCUACGAGACUUCAUGAAGUUGUACCGGACCCAAUUGACGGUGGAAUUGAAAAUCAUGUUGUAACGGUUCAUGAUCAUUUAGGAAAUGUAUUAUUUAAAACUCCAGGAUAUCAAGUUAAGAAUGUUUAUGAAUUAGGUAUUGACGUGCAAUGGGAUAAGAAAUGUGUUGGAUACCAUGAAAAUGAGGAAGGAGUUUGGGUUAUCUUUGAAGAUGGUACGAGAGGGAGAGGAGAUUUCUUGGUCGGCGCGGACGGAAUUCAUUCUGCAAAUGUCGCUACAAAUAAAGAACUUUUCGAUCGAAUAUUAUCAAUCACCGGAAAUAGUCUUCUACAAGUUUCGAUGGGUCCGAAAGGAGAUUGUACAUUCUUAAUUUUUCGUUCAAUUCCCAUAGAUUCGUCUAAUGCGAUUAAUGAAUUCAAAAGUUCAUUGAUUUAUAUAUAUCUUGGUGGAAAG